AAACAAUAUGGCUGCCCCCAUGAAACGGUUGUGCAAUUUAACUUUGUGUAGUCCGAUUUAACUGGAUGUUUGAAUGCACAAGUCAGAAGACUCGUAAAACAAAUGGAUGAAGGUGAAGGUCACACAGAUCUCUUUGGUGGAGCUCUUUCUGCAGUUAUACCAAAACAAGCCAAAGAUGUCAGUACAAUACGAGAAAUUCCUGACAACCAGGAAAUAUUUGCCCACAAUCUGACCGAUCAGAGUAUUAUCGUUGAGAUUUUAGAAUAUGUUGACCAGGAUGAUGAAGAGGCUGUCAAGACUCACUUUGAUGAUCUGGCGGACAGUAAUGAUGCUGUGAGUGCCGACGAUUCCCAGAUCCAUGUCGUGGAGGUGAUUCCCGCCGAUCAGCUGGCCAUGGCUCAAUGCGAGAAGGCGUUCUACGUUCGCGGGCAACAGAAGAUUGCCAAAUUCAAGGAGGCCGCAAAGAACACCGUCAACAUCCACCUCGGCCUCUUCCGGCUACCGGCCUUCACCACCGACAUCCUCGUCACAUUCAACGACCCCGUCAACAUCAAUCCACACAGCAGCAGCCACAAGUCAGUGGCUACGUCCGCCGACCUCUGGAUGGACACGGACUUCAAACAACUCUUGAAAUCAUUGAAAAUCAACGACACGGCCAUUUUCGGCUAAACCUCACACUGGUUUUUUUUUUAAGUUGAACAAAUGCGGUUGACACAACACGUUUGGUUUGUCGAAUGCGCAUCGAUGUCCUCUGGUGCGCUUUGAACUGGAAGACAUCCAAUAGCCGAUGAUUAAUUAAUCAAUCAAUCAGUAGUGAACGGGAAGUGGAUUCCUUGAUGUUAACCCUCGUCACGCCGGCCGCGAAAGCGCAUUGCUGCAAAACUGAUGCAAUAAACAGAAUACGGUUGUGAUACAAGAGGAGGGUCCUAUUCUUUCAUUAUGACGUCAUGUUUGGGAAUCUGUCAUUGCUUUCGUAUAACUGCAAGCAAUUAGAAUCGCAUUCUGUCAUUCACCGAUGACACACCAGAUCUGAACGACAAAACCGUAAUACGUGACCAGGGCCCCUUUUUACGAAACGAUCUUAGCGCUAAGACCAUCUUAAGUGCAUAGCUACCUUAUGCACUUGUGAUGAUCUUAGUGCUUAGAUCGCUUCGCAAAACGGAGCCCAGGGUCAUAUCUCUUGGGCAUUUUGGCAAAAUAGUGGCUCAUUGUAUAGGAGGACAGUCACUCCCGGGGAGAUCCUUUACUGGAGAUUUUACCCGUCAUUGAAAAAAACACAACCCAGCAGAACUGGAAGUCAAUUCCAAGUUCUGGUUCCGUUUUAAUUUCGUUAAAAAGAAAACCACAACGAAAUGAGCUGGAUGUGAAUUCCAACUUGCACAUAGUAAUAUAAGGAUGUUCAGUAGAUUAGACAUGCAUCAAAGUACUUCGUAACCGAAGAUGAUGUUGGAACAACUGAAAGAUAAACCGUACUCAGUGCGCAUCACAGCGCAUUUAGUGUUUCAAAUGUUUGGCAUGUCAGCAGUAAAAUAAUGUAUGCAGA
Messenger RNA from Gigantopelta aegis, 1543 nucleotides. Its product is annotated as ran guanine nucleotide release factor-like. The record is from RefSeq and is a predicted model, not a curated record. Bases 103 to 669 code for a protein of 188 amino acids. Lineage: Eukaryota; Metazoa; Mollusca; Gastropoda; Neomphalida; Peltospiridae. Gene Ontology annotation, biological process: regulation of membrane depolarization; protein import into nucleus; heart contraction. Gene Ontology annotation, molecular function: guanyl-nucleotide exchange factor activity; transmembrane transporter binding; sodium channel regulator activity. The transcript is spliced from 6 exons. Gene Ontology annotation, cellular component: nucleus.